Messenger RNA from Osmia lignaria (orchard mason bee), 1570 nucleotides. RefSeq names its product interleukin enhancer-binding factor 2 homolog. Gene Ontology annotation, cellular component: catalytic step 2 spliceosome. The record is from RefSeq and is a predicted model, not a curated record. Gene Ontology annotation, biological process: positive regulation of DNA-templated transcription. Gene Ontology annotation, molecular function: DNA binding; double-stranded RNA binding. Lineage: Eukaryota; Metazoa; Arthropoda; Insecta; Hymenoptera; Megachilidae.
UAAAAAAUAAAGGCAUAUCUAGUCUUUUGUAUCAGUUGUCACUGAGUAGAGUUUGUUGUACUUGGUUAUAUGAUAUUAUCGUAAUAAAGAAAAAACAACUGGUUACUCAUUGUAAAAUAAUAUUAAAUUUAUUUUUCCAUUUGUUGGCAUAAUAUGGUACGUGGUGGUCGUGGUGGAAUGAUUAGAGGAGGCAGAGGUGGUAUGGGACGUGGAAUGGGGUUUCCCAGGAAGCAAUUUCUUCCACGUCACCCAUUUGACUAUACGCUAUGCGAAGCUGCUUUUCCACGCGUUAAACCUGCUCCAGAUGAAUCAGAUUUUCAAGUGGCACUUUUGAAAAAGAACACAGAUAUGUGCCCUACACCCAAGGAGCAAACUUCUAUUUUAAAUCUUGUAACUAAGCUACAGAGUGUACUCGACAAUUUAAUUGUUGCUCCAGGCAGUUUUGAAGCUUGUCAACUGGAGGAAGUAAGACAAGUGGGUAGCUUUAAAAAAGGAACAAUGAUCAAGGGUCACAAUGUAGCUGAUAUUGUUGUAAUCCUUAAGACGUUGCCUACCAAAACUGCGGUAGAAGCGCUUGGUACGAAAGUCAAUAACGACUUGAAAAGCGUUAAUCCGAAAGAGAUUUUCAGACUUACUCAGACGGAACGUGGCUUCGAUAUUUCUAACAACGAAGCUACGGUACGCGUACUUAUUACCACUUUACAUCAAAAUCUACGAAAAUUAGAAUCUGAUCAGCAUUUAGAUGUAAAAAUAUGUCAAGGUCACCUUGCUGCAAUCAGACAUUCCCGAUGGUUCGAGGAAAAUGCUCAUCAUUCUAGUAUAAAAGUUUUAAUAAGAUUACUUAGAGAUCUGAGAAGUAGAUUCGAAGGUUUAGAACCAUUGUCACCUUGGAUGUUAGAUUUGUUGGCUCAUAACGCCAUAAUGAAUAAUCCUAGUAGACAAGCACUGCCGAUAAACCAAGCGUAUAAACGAGUGCUUCAGUUACUAGCUUCUGGACUCUUCCUGCCUGGAUCUGCAGGUAUAUCCGAUCCAUGCGAAGGUGGUAAUAUACGUGUGCAUACAGCUAUGACAUUAGAACAACAAGAUUUGGUAUGUCUCACAGCUCAAACGUUGUUACGCGUAUUAGCUCAUGGAGGAUAUAGACCGUUACUCGAGGGUACUAAUAAACUUGCCGUAGAAAUGAGUGUAUGGGUAGGUGGUGUAGUUGCCAGUCCUUUAGAUAAAGCAUACGAACCUCCAACGGAACAGGAACAGCAAGAGGAUAUGGAAGAAAGUAACGAGGAAAUGAUAACGGAAAGCGGUUAACUUUCUGUGCUAAAACUUCAGGGAUAAAACCAAGAAUUUUCUACUAUUUCCCAGGACGAUAAUUUCUUCAAAGUCUUUAUUAUUUUAUACAAAAGUUAGCGGAUACAGUAUUAUCGAUGAAUUUCAAUGUAUCAUUUUUUUCCUAAUAACAGUAACAUAAUGAUCGAUGUUACAUAUAAUUGUAAUUGUACGUAAUGUUUGAAAGAUUGCCGAGUGCGAUUUAAUUAUACAUACAUAUAUGUGAAAUAAAAUCUGAAUUACAGUA